AUGAGUUUGAUUGAGCGAGUCUCGCCGUUUCUAUCCCCUGGUAGCCGAUGUGGGUACUGGGGUAUGGAAGGCGUGAGCACUGACGAUAAUGAUCCACGGGGACGUACGAGCGAGGAACAUUACAUUUACAGUUAUAAGCGUAUGCCAAGUGGUGGUCAAGUUAAUAAUUCAACGGACCGUUCCUCCACAAGUUCGACCAGGUCUACUUCCAACAGUAGACUGCUUGUUUAUGAGGAGGACGACUUUUUGAGUCAAUACUUAAGGCCCACAAGAGAGAUUAAGAGAAAGCCCUGGAAAGUGACGGAUCCAUUUUUUGAACGGUAUGUACAACCUCAAAUGUUCAAAAGAUUACAAGAGAAUAACAAACAUAAGAUUCCCACUCCUACCGAUCCAUUCAAGCGGGAUAUUCAACCAGGUGAACAGAAAGAACCCCAACGUGAAUAUCUAAGGGAUUACAAGGGCCAUGACCAACCAGCAAAGACGCAGCCCCGUCUGAGCCCAUUGGUGAACCUGGUGACGUCCAACGAUGAGAAUACACAAGUGGAACCGAAAGACUCAUUUCCAGUAACGGAGAAUAUUACUAGUCUUCCCAAAGACUUUGCCGACUGUUCCAUUGACCACAUAAUCACAUUAAUUUCAAGAAUGCUUCGGCAGUUAAUUCUCUUGAAUGAUGGGAAUGUUCCAAAGUCAAUUUCCAACCCUGAAGAGAACGCUGGUAGUUCCUCCUCCUCCUCCUCCAAUAAAGAAUCAAGUGCCAGUCACAAUGGAAAUGGUAGUUUAAGUGGCACUUCAAAACCUUCGCCAGUUCUUACGAGAUAUCAUUCCAGAACGCCACCUAGCAUAUCCAUUCCAACAUAUCUUAAUCGGUUGACCAAGUUUAAUAAUUUCACCACAGCUACACUUCUCACGACAAUCUACUACAUAGAUCUCCUUUCACACCAUUAUCAACCAUUCUUCACCCUCAAUUCAUGGACAGUACAUCGAUUUCUUCUUGUUGGCACCAUGUUAUCACAAAAGCUGAUGGAGGAUUUCUUUUACACAAAUGAUCAUUAUGCCAAAGUGGGAGGGGUAGCAGUGAGUGAACUUAAUUGUCUUGAGCUAGACUUUUUGACUAGAGUUGAUUGGCGAUGUGUUCCUGCAAAGCAAUUGGACAAUAAUCGAUCGAGUAUUAAAUACGCCAAGGAUGUGUUGGACUUGUAUUACUCACAGUUGAUUCAGCUAAUGGGAAGAAAUGUAUCAUCAGGUGAUGAGACUGUGUUUGAAGCGGAACCAGAGGAAGUAGAAGACGUUGACGUCGACGAAGAUGAAGAUAGAGAAGAAGAUGAAGAUGAUUAUGAUUCAGAAGACGAAGACAUGGAUGAAUAUGAAACCCCUCAGACUUAUGCACCCGAGGAGAAGUUUAAUUCAUUUGGAUACAGUGUCGAUGGAUCAUCAUCUCCUCAUUUGAAAAGAAGAUACCCACCUUAA
Molecule: messenger RNA, 1467 nt
Organism: [Candida] anglica
Lineage: Eukaryota; Fungi; Ascomycota; Pichiomycetes; Serinales; Debaryomycetaceae
Source: the annotation of a GenBank genome assembly